Messenger RNA from Daucus carota subsp. sativus, 748 nucleotides. Its product is annotated as small ubiquitin-related modifier 2. Gene Ontology annotation, cellular component: nucleus. The transcript is spliced from 4 exons. Bases 138 to 509 code for a protein of 123 amino acids. Gene Ontology annotation, biological process: protein sumoylation. Gene Ontology annotation, molecular function: protein tag activity; ubiquitin-like protein ligase binding. The record is from RefSeq and is a predicted model, not a curated record. Lineage: Eukaryota; Viridiplantae; Streptophyta; Magnoliopsida; Apiales; Apiaceae.
CAAGUCUACCAAUAUCUUAGAGUGCUUUAAUUUCUUGACCAAACCCACAUUUAUCUAUAUACAUUUAAUCUCUUUGGCUUUCUCUGUAUUUCAAGAAAUACUUGGUGACAACUGAAGCUUUUCCAAGAAACAAGAUCAUGGAUAUGCUGUUUGAAUCAUCAACAUCUGAAGGAGCAGAACUGGGCAAGAGGCCAGCAUCGACGGCCCUAGAGAAUGGAGGCAAGAAACGAGCCUCAGGACAGAUGGAACAAACUCAUGAUAUAAUCACGGUCGUAGUCAAGAGUCAGGUAAAAGAGGUCCAUUUCAAGGUUAAACGCAACACUAAGAUGCAAAAGAUCUUCAAGAUGUUCUGUGACAAAGCUCAAGUAGAAUUCAGGUCUAUGCGGUUCCUCAUCGAUGGCUGUCGAGUCUCGCCUACUGCUACCCCUGAAGAGCUUAACAUGAGGGAUGGUGACGAAGUUGAGGCCAUGAUAUAUGCUGGAGGAGGCGGCAAUGUGGCCAUUGUUUAAUUGCAGCUGGAACUGCAACUUAUGCCAUCAUUUUCUUCGAAAUCAGAAGAUUUAGGAUAUUGUUACUUUACGAAUGAAAACUUCUAGCUCCCUGUGUUCCUAUUUCUGUUCGCACAAUCCUCUACGCCUACUAUGUGUGUUGGUAUUUAACAACAUUGAUAUGGAACUCAGAGGCAUGUGCAUUUGAUUCUGCAAUGAUCAGAGUCAUUCCUAUAUGAUUCUUAUUACAAUCUUUUCCG